Messenger RNA from Saprolegnia parasitica CBS 223.65, 488 nucleotides. RefSeq names its product 40S ribosomal protein. The transcript has 2 exons. Gene Ontology annotation, molecular function: structural constituent of ribosome. Lineage: Eukaryota; Oomycota; Saprolegniomycetes; Saprolegniales; Saprolegniaceae. Gene Ontology annotation, cellular component: ribosome. Gene Ontology annotation, biological process: translation. Bases 28 to 399 code for a protein of 123 amino acids. The record is from RefSeq and is a predicted model, not a curated record.
UUUCAAUUCUUGACUUGUUAACUGAAAAUGGGUGUCCGUACCAAGACCGUGAAGCGCUCCGCUGUCCAGAUCAUCGAGAAGUACUACUCGCGUCUUACCCUCGACUUCGACUCGAACAAGCGCGUCUGCGACGAAGUCGCCAUCAUCCCGUCCAAGCGCAUGCGCAACAAGAUCGCGGGUUACAUCACGCACUUGAUGAAGCGCAUCCAGCGCGGCCCCGUGCGCGGCAUCUCGCUCAAGCUCCAGGAAGAGGAGCGUGAGCGCCGCCUCGACUUCGUCCCGGAAGUCUCGGCCAUCAACACGGACGCCAUCGAGAUCGACAACGACACGCGCGACCUCCUCGCCCACCUCGAGAUCCAGCUCCCGGGUGUCCGCGCCAUUCAGGGCCGUGACCAUUAAAGCGUUUGAUGACGUAGUCCGCGUUCUCUCGGGGUUAACUCUGGAUAAUGCAUUUACAAGUCAAGACUUUAUGAAAUCUCUUUCACGCC